AUGCCUGAUGGUGGAAUCACGGCCUUCACCCUCUCUAUGGGUCUUGCCAAUGAUGCGAGUGGUGGGACAACUGUGGACAUUACGGCCGUGUGCUUGGCAAAUUUGCCUGGCCCAGCAAUGCAAACAGAGUAUGUCAACGGGACCGUGUGCUUGCUGGCACCCGUGGUCGCUGUUCUCGAGGCAAGCUUCGCUGAGCCUCGCUUUGAGGAUGAAGAUCGCUGGGCGAGGCUGUUGGAGGCGGCUGGGGCUGCCCUGCAGUCCGAUUUGGCCGGCACCUGCGUCCUGGCGGCUGUCCAUUGGAAGCCGGUCUGGCUGACGACACGCCAACGGCUGCUCCAUGCUCACAUCAUCGGCAAUCUGUCUGCUUGCGAGGCGGUGCGGCGCACGCUUUGGUCCGGAAAGCGUGGGCUACUGGAGGAUCAGGCAUGGGCAUGCUGGAGCUCGACGUUCGACACGGCGGACCUGAGCCCAGACAAGAAGCACGGCAGGGCUCGGUUGGCUGCUCUGAAGCUCUGGGAGCGAGAGCCCAGCCCGGGCUUGGCCCUGGAGCUUCCGGUUCGCUGGGUGCCCCAAGGCAUGGUUGAAGAUGCUGCCAACCCGGUUUCCGCGCUUCGCCCCGGCUGCCACUGGCAGCGGUUCUUCGAACUCUUUGGGGAGCUCUUAAUCCUCGAGCGCGUGCUUCGAGAUUCCGGUCGCGUUGUGCUCCUGGCGCUCUUCGAACGGGCCUCUGCAGCCCUCGCAAUGUACGAAACUCUGGCAGGACGCUGUCUGUACUGGCCGUGUCAAGCACGGGCUCCCACCUUCCCAGCGAUCUGCACCCUGCGAGACUACGACGUCCUCAAGGCACAGCUGUGCCGAGGGGAGCCGGUUCAGGACGACGAGGCAGCCUACAUCCUCCGCCGGUUAGAUGGAGAGAUGGCUCUGGAGUGGUCGAACCCGGUUCCCCCGGAGGUGCUGCUCAUCACGACGACCUCGCCAGCAGUGGUGUGUGGCCGUGAUGGCCCCGUCGCGCUGCGUUUGGCGCACGUGUCCAAGGCUCAUGCGGUCCUCCGCCUGUUCAGAGACACGUCUUCUGUCCCGGCUUCGUGGAAAUUGACUGUCCAAGACACGUCGAGCAACGGAACCUGGGUAAAUGGUAUCAAGCUCAAGCCGAAGACCCAGCAGGAGCUGAAGCUGCAUGACCAGGUUUGCUUCGUGCCACCGGCGCCGGCUGUUCGUCAGUUGAUCUACCAGGUGCUGCCUGGCAGCGUGCUCCUGCGGCCAGCGGCCCCGCCUGUGGUUCCACUGCAGGCGAUGAUGACCUCGGUUCCCGGUUCGUUGCAGCCUCCAGAAAGUAUGCCCAACAAGCGACCGAGGCUUCAGGAUGACUCGCUCUCCUCUUGGUUGGGGUCUCUCGGAGAUCCAGCAGUCCUUCGAUACGAGCACCAGCUGUGCAAGAUGGUUCCUGCUGCAUCAGAGCUCCGAGACGCUUAUGCCUACAACAUCAGCGUGGCCUUCUUCAGCUACGCCACGCCAGCUGAGAUCCAAAAAAAAGAGUACGUCGGGGUGCUGGAGAUCCUCUGCGAGUUCGGCUCCCCGUCCGCGGUGAUGACCGCAACGGCCGACUGGACUCCGGAGAGCAAUCGAAUUCACUGCGUGAGUCCACCACUGUCCCGGCGACUGGUCGCAGCGCCCGAAGUUGGAAUGCGGGGAUACAGCGAGGAAGUGCCCGUCAACCUCCACUUGAAAUACUAUGUCUUCAACGAAGGAUGGAAGCGCACCGAUGCGCUGACGUUUACAUAUCGGCCCGAAAUAGAAAUCAUCCAGAAUCAAACGCCGCCUCUGGUGCGGCAGAUCUUUCCCGGAGUCGUGCGGAUUCCUGCCAAGUAUGAUCUUAGCAUGCCCAGCCUGCCUCUGAUGCUCGUGGAAAUGAAGGACCUGCCACCGGAGUCCUACAAGAAAGAAGCCUUUGCAGCCACUGCCGGCCAUCAUCUCACUCGGGCGGCUUCGAAGGGCGCCUUGCGCUGCCGGUUACAGGCGUCCGUUCAGGUCGCAGUGGAGGCAUCUGUGCUUCAACCGCCGCUCGUGACGACUCCUGCCGCAGGGUCGGAAGACUGGCCUGGGGUCCUCUGCAACGGGACUGCAGCUGCCGUGAAGGCAGCGGUGGAGAUCAAUGGCACGUCCUGGGCGACGGAUGCCCUGGUGCAAAUUUCCGUUGAUGCCGGCCUCAGCUGGUCACAGAUCGCGGAUCCUGCCCUCGUGACUUUGGUCGGCCCGGAUGCAAUGAAGGUGACUGGCCUGCUGCCCAAGGUGAGACUCUCGUCGGCAGUGUCUGCCAACAUCUCCGUGCUGGGCGUCGGCUUCAGCCUCCUCCACUCAGCCCUUCAGCGGGGGCAGAACAGCGGUGCCGUUCUGGAAUGUGUUUGGCUGCCGUCCACCGCGAGCACGCGUCUGCAGAGCUUGCACUACGGCAUCCAUGGGGCGGCCACGAACCUGGUCUUGCCGUGCGAAGUCUCUGAUGACCCCAACAGCUGCCUUCACGUGGUCGUGCCUACGCCCGCCGUGCAGCAGGCAACAUAUGCGGUCCCAGAAAGUGGCGGCAAUGUCACCUUCGAGGUUGCUGGCCUGGAUUCGGCAGCAGAUGGCCUGAUGAGUCUACUUUGCCGCUUCCGGCAUGCGGCCAGCAUCCUGGGGCCGAUGUUCACGAAGCCCUACGUGACCACUGGGAAGCUGCAGGCCUCAACAGUGUUCUGCACCUCACCCGACUGGAACACCAGCCUCACUGGCGGCUUUGGCCACGAUCUCACUCAUCGGACAGAUGAGGAGUGGUGGUGGCUGGUCGACCUGACCUUGGACUCAUCGACUCCUUCCUGGCUUCCUUCCGUCCCUGCUAAGGUGAGCAUCAGCAGAUGGGCGCUCGUGGACAGAAGUGAAGACCCUCCACCCUUGAAGAACACCACAGUCGAGGAGGAGCCGGAAGUGCAGUCCACAUGUUGGUGGUACAACCAUUCAUCCAAGGAGAUCAUUUCGACGACAGGGCCUUUGCAGGAGGUCGCUGAAGCCUUGAAGCCUUCGCUUCUCGUAGGGGACGGAACGAUGGUUUGCAACUCGCCCGUAGGAGAUGCGGGCGGAGGCCUGCCGGCAUGGUCGCCUGUAGACACACGGCAAGGAGGCUUGGACUUGGCCGUGGCGACCGAAGGGUCCGACUUCAUUCGGCUGCAGGGGGAGACGGUCUCAGGCACCUGGAAGGUGGCCUCUGCGCUGGACGUCAUGGAGCCAGGCCAGCCGGUUCCCGCCCUGGUGCCCACCUUCGCCAUCGUACCUAGCUUCAUGGACCCGGAAGCUUUGCCAGAGGCAGCCAUCCUUGUCGGGUAUGGGUUCUCCGGCAACAGAUGGACCUGCCGUUGGACUUCUGUGAAUACCAAAGGAGUACCAUUUCGGUACUUCGGCACGGUCAUCAACAACACCGCCCUAAGCUGCCCCCUGCCCCUGGAGCUGAAUCGAACGGCUGCGUUGCUGGGGGCCAGCACGAGGUGGGAGCUGCAGGCUAUGGUCGAGACCCCUUCCUUGAGCACUCUGCCCUUGGUUGCAGAAGUCUUGCCCAUUUCGUCCAAGCAGUAUCCAGCGUCGCCAACUGACUGGGGACAAGGUGAUUGCUUGCAGCAGACUGACAUCUACCGCUUCCGCUUCGGUCCAUGUGACCGACGUCCCGUGACCUGUGCGCAGCCAGUGUGUCGACUGACACCUUUGAUGGGCGUAGAACACGGCGAUGUCGAUGCAGGCCUUGGAUCUGCGCUGCGGGAUGACCUGAUGGAUGUGGCUUGGACCGAUGGGGAGGUACUCAGUUCUGACAUGCAGGGGGAGGUCCUCUGCGACAUGGAGUCUGCGCUCCGCCGAGCACCCGUUCCGAUGGCGGCGACCUUGAAUGAGAGCCGGCCCUACCUUGUGGUAGCCAUCUGUGACGGGCUCGGACGACGUCCGCCAGCACGAGUGGCCAGAAGCAUUUGGUGGACACCUGCUUGGUCCGUUUCCUGGGAGAUGCCAAGCCACAAGCACUCGGUUUCUCCCCGAGUCGGCCUGAAAGUCGCUCUUCCUGACCUACCGCUGCUCGAAAUGGAGGACGAUGAGGCAGGCAAGCGCCCCAAGGUGUGGUUAGAGACACCUCUGCAAGUGGACCAUGCAGAGCAGUACGGAGGUUUGGCUUUCUCGAUCGCAGCAGAGACGGAGAGUUCCUCCGUACACCUGGUCGGGCAGCCGGCGACGUGUCAUCUUUCAGGCAAGGACUCCACAGCGCGCAUGGUGCACCCUUUCGACUCAAGCGCGUUCUCCACGGCAGUGGCAUGA
Symbiodinium sp. CCMP2592 is the source of this 4323-nucleotide messenger RNA. Lineage: Eukaryota; Dinophyceae; Suessiales; Symbiodiniaceae. The record is from the annotation of a GenBank genome assembly.